Molecule: messenger RNA, 4014 nt
Organism: Bursaphelenchus xylophilus (pine wood nematode)
Lineage: Eukaryota; Metazoa; Nematoda; Chromadorea; Rhabditida; Aphelenchoididae
Source: the annotation of a GenBank genome assembly
AUGGCCAAACGUGGAAAGGGAAGUACGGGAGGGAAUUUGGAACCCCUUCCAUUUGUCCGAAAAUUCGGACCCGACGCUGACAAUGGAGAUAAUGAACCAGCCCCGCCACCCCCAGAUCUUAUGGAAUUUAGUGUCGCGCCCCCACCGAUGAUCAAAGAAGAGACUGCCGAUGAAAUUCAGAAGGCCGGAGAUGGCUCAAAUGGCCAUGAGAAGUCGUUGGAUCGAUCGAAGGAACGAUCAAGGGAGAAAGAUGAAAGAAGAAGGUCGAGGUCCAGAAGCAAGGAGAGGAAGAAACGACAUAGAAGGAGUCGAUCAGGCUCAAGACGUCGGUCGAGUAAGCGGUCGAGGUCCAGAUCCAAGGAAAGAGAGAGGAAACACAGAAGAAGUAAGGAAUUUUAUUGUAGCGGGAAGUCAAAAGGGGAAAUUUAGUAUCUCAGACGGUCUGAGAUUGUGAGGAAACGUGGGAGUCUAGGUUGUAGGGCCAGUCAAGUUAGUUUGGAUCAAGAUAAAUCAGUUUUGUGGUAUUAACAUUGGGGAAAAAUGUUAGGUUUAAAUUUUUUCCAAUGAUUUUCGAAAAAUUUUCUAAUUUUGGAAGAUAGAGGGCAUGGAAGUCAGAAUGUUGUGGCUGAUAGUGUGUAAUAGGCAUAAUUUGGCAGCCAUAAGGCAACAAAUUUGUGAUUAGAUAAAAUUUUGGAAAAAAGUUGGAAAAAAUUUUUACAACUGAUCCAGUGGCAAAAGACGUACCAUUUUGCAUCCGGGAAGUAUCAAAAAUUGUAGCAAAAUGUCUCACUCUCCAAGUAAAAAACUUUUUUUUGUGAUGGAAAGGACGCGCCUUUCAAAUCGGAGUUUUUUAGUUGGAGAGAGAGAGGCAUUUUGCUACAUUUUUGGUACUUCCCGGAUGAAAAAUGGUACGUUUUUUGCCACUGGAUCUUGUCCGCCACUUUAAAAUGGUUAUUUUUUGGAUAGUUCUACUCUACGACCUGCUGGAAAUGAUUCAUUGACUAGCUCUGCAUUAUGAGUUUCCGAUAUUAAUCCUGACAUCAACUUUUUAGGAAGCCGGUCCCGAGAUCGGGACCGUCGUGACCGGGACAGAGAUUACGACCGAGACUAUGAUCGUCGACGAGACGACGACCGCCGUCGUGACGAUCGACCACCACCACCUCCAAUCAACCCGGAUGAUCCAGUGCAUCAGGUCACCCAAGUCCUCCCACCCCAUAUGAGAGGCUCAGUGGUGGCUCAAAGCCUUUUGGUGAAGCCAGAAGCCCUCAAAGAAGUGAUUGGAGAAGCGUUCUCGGAAGUGAAGGAGAAAUCAGGAGUGGAUCUAACUGUAGCCUUGCCUGAGGACAUUGCGAAACAAGCGGAAAGGGAACGAAAACGAAAAUCCAGAUGGAGCAACACUAAAAGUUUCGUCCCAGGAAUGCCUACAAUGCUGCCGCAGAAUCUCGAUGAAACUCAGCAAAAAUGUUAUUUACGUAAGGAUUUAGUGAUUUGAAAUGAUGGCAGAUCAAGAAGAUGUCUUAUCGACUUGAUUUUCCAAGCCGAAGGACCAAGUCUAACAUGGAUAAUAUAAUAAAUUCUUCAGUUUUAAGAAAAUUUUCAAAAUUUUGAUGGUUAUUUUGAAGCGUUUUGGAACAGGGAAAGCCAUUUUAGACUGGUUCCCGAAGGCGUUUUGUUAAUUUCCAGGAAAAAUUUGAGCUUUACACCUUGUUGUACCUUAUUUUAUCCACUAAAAUCUCAAGUUUAGCUUCCUUUUUCUCAUAAACGACGCGUUGAACGAGGAAAUGGAUCGUUAAUAAUUUGUAUCGAAUAAUUUAAUUUCAGUUCAAUUGGAGAUUGAAGAAGCCACCAGGAAACUUCGACUGGGCGACUAUUUGGGAGCCGAGAAUGAAAGGUUUGAUAUUGAUUAAUUUGCUUCAUUUGAAAGGUUGUUUUUGGAUAGCAUUGGGAGGAUUGAGAAUGAUAUAGGGUUGUGGGAUAUAGUAAGGCUUUAUUGAGGGGUUGAAUGGGGAUUGGAAUUAUUUUUAUAUUAUUCAUGAGGAUUUUUUAAAAUUUUUAUUGUUUUUGUUGUUUUAAGAUGAUUUUUGGAUUAUUUAUGAAAGAUCAAGCCUUGUAAUAUAAUAUGAUCACUAUUUGGAGGUUUUUUUAUUGUUAAUGUUCAAUUUAGCCUCGUUUUUAUUCAAUUUUAGGCACUUUUUUCCCGAUUUCGGGCCUUUGAACCCUUGGAAAUGCCACUAAUCCUAAUCUCUAAUCAGUUUUUAGGUAUUUCAGCGUCUUUUCUCUCAGUCUUUUUUGCUAUUGUCAUCCGGUCUAUCUAGAGUUUAGGCUAGAACAUUUGGAUUGUAAUUUAGUAAUGUCUGGCUUUUGCAGAAGCCCCUCGCCUGAACCGAUUUACGACUCGAAUGGUAAACGUCUGAACACUCGGGAUGUACGAAAACGACAGGAACUGGAGGCAAACAGACAUGAGAAGAUUCAACUGCUCCUUAAAUUGAAUCCGGCAUAUAAACCACCAGCUGAUUAUAGGUAAGAAAUGGGAAUAUUGAAUGAAAAAGUAAAGUUUUGGGGGUUUUAUGAGAUGAUUCGGAGUUGUAGAGGCUUAUUUGAGCUUUUGGAAGGGUAAAACGAAGAGAUCAUUGUUUUAAUUGUUUUCGUGGUGGGACCCAAAAGCUUUUUUAAAUAUUUUUUUUUGUUUUUUGGAAUUUCCUGGUGCUAGGUAUCCUAAGGGUGGUUUUGUAUUCUAUUUUUCCAAUUUCAGAGCGCCAAAUAUUCGCCUUCACGACAAGGUAUUCAUCCCUCAAGAUGACCAUCCAGAGAUCAAUUUUGUUGGCCUCCUAAUCGGUCCCAGAGGAAACACCCUCAAGGCAUUGGAACAGGAGGUAACGUACUUCAAUUUGGAAUGCUUUUUAAUAAAGGAAAGAAGUUGUAAUUACAAGAUAUUUUAGACAGAAGCCAAAAUCAUCAUCAGAGGCAAGGGAUCGGUGAAAGAAGGAAAAUUAGGCCGAAGAGAAGGCCCGCUGCCCGGAGAGAAUGAACCACUACAUGCCUACGUGACUGGAACAUCUCAUGCGAUCAUUCAGCGAGCUGUUAAUAAGGUAAAUUUUGAAAUUUUUAACGGAAAAUUUGAGUUUUCGAAAAAAAAGUUUUGUUUUUUAGAUCAAGGAGAUUAUAAACGCCGCUCUGAUGAUCCCAGACGGACAGAAUGAGCUAAGGAAGCUCCAAUUGAGAGAAUUGGCGGUUCUGAAUGGAACUUUGAGACCAGAAGAUAUCCUCGGAGGAACGAGAUGUUCCAAUUGUGGAAGUGACCAGCAUAAGACUUGGGAAUGCAUGGACGGCCCCAAUAUUACGGCGAGUAUUAUCUGCCAAGCUUGUGGAAGCGCUGGCCACAUUGCCAGGGAUUGUAAGAACCCCAACCCGGGCUAUCAAUACGGAGAAAUCGCGGGGAUGGACGAUGAGGUAGGAGAAUUUGGAGAUUGCCAAUGAAUUUAUGAACUUUUGGGACUACUUAUGAAGAAAUAACCUAAUUAGGGUGUAAAAGAGAUCCAUUUGAAAUGGUUUGAAAUAAGCGUUAAACUCGUUUUUUAGUAUUCUGCCCUCAUGGCGGAGCUGGGCGAGAAACCAGCCCAACCUUUUGGCGGCCUAACCCAACAAACCAACCAACCCAAGGAGCGCGUCUACACCUUGCCCUCGGGCGCCCCCAUCCAACGCUACAACAAGAAACAGAACGACCAAAACACCAACUAUUCCACUCAAUCCAACUUUAAUCAAAACACAACCGACUUCUUCAACUCCCAGCCCAACCACAUCGGAACCUACGAUCUCACGGCCGGCUGGGUCCCCCCACCCCCCGCCCCACCCACAUCGAUGGCCCAAUGGGGCCAAUACCCCAUGCCCGUACCCCCGCCACCGGUGGGACAACCGGAUUCGUUUGAAUUCCUCGCCCCACCACCCCCUCCCCCACCCCCGCCAAGUGACGACUACGCCCCCGUCCCACCCCCACCACCCCCGCCACCAAUGUGA